GCCCUGUAGUCGGUACUUGCCAGAACCUAGAUUUAAUUUCAUUCCUUAUGGUUGAAAAGUUUCUUGUCCGUCAACUCACAGAUCCUGAUCAGCUCUUCCAAAAUCUCUUAAUAGAAGAAGCCAUGGGAACCUGUCACAACCAGCAUUUGCUGUUCCUCUUUAUCCUAGGAGCCCCAACCUUGAUCUCGGCACAAAAAUUGCCUUGUCAAAGGAGUACAUUCAUGGGUUUAGAAAGCGAUCCAAUGUAUACAUUUAACUGGACCACAGACAAUGUUGAGAUUUGUGACAAUGGGGCAUUGUGCCAGGAAACUGUGCUAAUAAUCAGAUCAGGAAGGACCGAGACAGCAAUUUUGGCCACUAAGGGCUGCAGUUCAGAGGGGACACCAGCAAUAACGUUUAUCCAGCACUCUCCACCCCCUGGCAUAGUCACAAUCUCCUACAAUAACUACUGUGAUGAUCCCCUUUGCAACAACAGAGAGAAUUUGUAUGAGAUAUGGCCUGAAGCGGAGUAUGAAGCUCCCAGAGAGCCAGCAACCCUCCACUGCCCAACCUGUGUGGCUUUGGGGAACUGUUUGAGUGCUCCUUCUCUUCCUUGUCCCAAUGAUACAAAUCGAUGCUAUCAAGGAAAACUUCAGGUCACUGGAGGAGGCAUCAACUCACCUUUGGAGAUCAAAGGCUGUACAGCCAUAACUGGUUGCAGGAUAAUGUCUGGGAUCUUUACAAUAGGACCCCUGUGGGUGAAGGAAACUUGUCCAUUCAAGUCUCUCACUCCCCGAAAAGUCCAAAGUGGUGCCAUGUGGCUUCCCACUUCAUAUUGGAGUUUAGAGCUACCGCUGCUGCUGUUACUGCCCCUGCUUGUCCAUUGAGGAGUGGUUUCUGGUCCCAGUUUUACUGGACACUUCUUUUGACUGGCCAACAGCAGAUUGAGGAGCAGGUGGAGAUUUGAAGAACCAAGAGUUCUUGUGGCUUGUAUUUGACAUUUUGAAUAAAGCUUCUGCUGUGAUUUGUAUAUCGCUCAAGACUAGAAGUGGCAUUAUUGUGCUAAAGGGCCCUUAAUAUUCAUCUUCACCCACAUAUUUUGCAGAAAGGGAAUCAGAGAUUCUUGAAAACUUGAGUGAAUUUCUCACACUUACACAGCUAUGGGCAUAGUAAGGACCAGAAUUUUGAUAUUCUGACCUAAAGUUUGGUUUUCCAUUCCCUCUAAUAGGCUUCCUUCUCUUGCUGGUUGGACAAGAGACUAACAUUAUCCUCCCCUAGAACACUCUUAACCCAAUCAUAAGGCCAGAGUCAUCUGCUUUGGGGUUUAAUAUUUCCCCGGAGGUGUGGCAGAAUGAGAAAAAUCAGACCCUAAGUUUUUCAACUGUAAUGAAUUUAGAGUCCUAUUGUAAUGAGUAAAGAAUUUAGGGUCCCAUCUUCCCCUGUCCUGUUUGUCCCUUGCCCACUUUACAUCAUUCCUUCCCAUCUCUGUUGCCUACUUAAUGCCUCUUUAGUGAACAGAGGGAACUUAGGAGGGAUCUGGGGCUCAGUAAAGUCUGAUGAAUGUCAGCCUAGAACUAUUGGGUGGGGAGAUUUUUUUUUUCUUUG
Sus scrofa (pig) is the source of this 1584-nucleotide messenger RNA. It is a transcript of the gene TEX101, whose product is annotated as testis expressed 101. Gene Ontology annotation, biological process: binding of sperm to zona pellucida; regulation of flagellated sperm motility. NCBI's taxonomy places the organism in Eukaryota, Metazoa, Chordata, Mammalia, Artiodactyla, Suidae. The record is from RefSeq and is a predicted model, not a curated record. Gene Ontology annotation, cellular component: plasma membrane raft.